AUGGGCUCUUUAGCUGCCAAGUUCCUCCUGCCCACCGUCAGCAGCCUGGCUUUCCUCCCCACCGUCAGCAUCGCAGCCAAGAGGCAGUUUCACAUGGAGGCCAUGGUCUACUUCUUCACCAUGUUCUUUCUCUUGGUCUGCCACGCCUGCGAGGGCCCCGGGCUCAUCUUCCUUUGUUUCAUGAAGUACGAACUUCUGCAAAACUUCAGCAUCUUUGGAACCGCCUUUUCCAUGUGGGUCUCGCUGAUAGCUCUGGCAGAGUUUGAUGAGCCCAAACGAUCAACCUUGGUGAUGUUUGGAGUGCUUACCAUAGCUGUCAGGAUCUACCAUGACCGAUGGGGAUACGGUGUCUACUCUGGACCAAUCGGCACAGCAGUUCUCGCCAUAACUGUCAAAUGGCUGCAAAAGAUGAAGGAGAAGAAAGGGCUGUAUCCAGAUAAGAGUGUCUACACUCAGCAGGUGGGGCCUGGCUUCUGCUUUGGGGCCCUGGCUUUGAUGCUGAGAUUUUUCUUUGAGGACUGGGAUUACACCUACGUGCAUAGCUUCUACCACUGUGCUCUGGCCAUGUCUUUUGUCCUCCUCCUGCCCAAAGUGAACAAGAAAGCAGGCAACGGGGGAGCCCCUGCGAAACUGGACUGCUCCACUCUCUGCUGCUAUGUAUGAGGACUCGGCCCCUGGCGUGAAGGAUCAAAGGACUUUUUCCAGGCCUGCAGAUGCAGCUAAAAGCCAUGGGCUUUCUGAGUUUUUCUUUUGAAGACAUUUUGCUUCUCAUCCAAGAAGCUUCUUCA
Thamnophis sirtalis is the source of this 788-nucleotide messenger RNA. The record is from RefSeq and is a predicted model, not a curated record. NCBI's taxonomy places the organism in Eukaryota, Metazoa, Chordata, Lepidosauria, Squamata, Natricidae.